Messenger RNA from Penicillium angulare, 1419 nucleotides. RefSeq names its product FAD-binding oxidoreductase. Gene Ontology annotation, molecular function: oxidoreductase activity; FAD binding. NCBI's taxonomy places the organism in Eukaryota, Fungi, Ascomycota, Eurotiomycetes, Eurotiales, Aspergillaceae. Bases 1 to 1419 code for a protein of 472 amino acids. The record is from RefSeq and is a predicted model, not a curated record. The transcript has 3 exons.
AUGAGAUCUGCAAUCAUAUUGGCCCAGAUUCAAACUUUGGAAACACAGGUUAAGCAAGAUGCAAUUGUAUUUUAUGCUGGAUCUGAGGAAUAUAAAGGUAUAUCGAAGCGAUGGUCUGCUAUUGGGUCCGAAGAUCCGGGUGUUGUUAUAUGUCCUUUGAACGCAGGGGGAGUAUCGAUGACUGUUGGCUUUGCAAGGGAGAAUAACAUUGACCUGGCAGUUCAGUGUGGGCGCCACUCCACUGACAGCUCUGCGUCGACUGACGGAGGUAUUUUGAUCGACAUGAGCUACAUGAAACAAGUGACUGUCAACAAGAACACGUCAUCUAUUCGAGUUCAAGGUGGGGCAUUAUGGAGAGAUGUCAAUGAAGUGGCCUCUCAACAUGGGCUGGCUGUUGUUGGAGGUACAGUUAGCCAGGUGGGGGUCGGUGGUCUCACACUCCGAGGAGGAAACGGUUACCUAACGCCAGAAUACGGGCUAGUUAUUGACAAUCUCCUCUCGGCUACAGUGGUAAUGCCUGACGAUACUGAGUUAGCCGUGUCUGCGCAUGAGAAUCCAGAUAUUUUCUGGGCUAUCAGAGGGGCGGGACAGACUGUGGGAGUUGUUACCGAGUUCGAAUUCAAAGCACACCCUCAACCGGACCCUGUUUGGUCUGGAAUUCGGAGCCACUCAGGGGAAAGUGUACUAUCGGUUAUGUGCGCACUCAACUCAGCACUUGCUCAUCCCGGGGGGAAAGCAGCUGCACAGGCUGUGCUAGCCCUUUCUCCGGAUACCGGUAGCGCGAUAGUCAGUGCGGGUCUUUUUUUCAACGGGCCUGAAGAUGCAGCAAGAGAACACUUUACUCAGCUGCUAGAGAUGGAGUGCCUGAGUGACGAUGUGAGCAUGAGAGAAUAUGCGGAUGCUGGUUCAAUGCUCGAUCCGGUAGUGCCCCCAGGGGGUCGAAAGAAGGUCCUUGGGGUACAAAUGACGUUGCCUAUGCGCCCGGAGUUUGUCGCAUUUUUACUAGAGACUAUUGAAAGACAGCUUGUCAGUGAGCCAGAUAUGAAGCAGAGCUUCCUGGCGAUUGAUUAUAUGGACCCCUCUUCAAUUUGCCGUGUCCCGGUCGAGGAUACGGCCUUUCCUUCUCGUGGGGACUUUCUCAAUGGCGCACUGAUCCUGCAGUGGAACGACCCCGAAAAAGAUAAACCCAUCCUUUCUUGGGGAGAAGGUAUCCAGAAGCUGUGUGAAAAUGAAUUGAGACAGAGUGGUCGUGAGCCGACUGGUCUGGUUUCUAAUUUCGUGGGAUAUACACAGGAUAACCAAACCCCCCCUGUCGAUAUGUUUGGCAUAAAUGCUCAACGGUUGCUAAAUAUCAAAGCAAAGUACGAUCCUGACGAUUUAUUCAACAAGCUCAAUCCUCUAUAUGAAGAAAAAGGCUGA